AAGAAAGCUUACAUUGCAGAUGAGUGUUUAAGAAUUUCAAAGAAAGUUAAAGUUACUAUUCGUGAUUUGGCUCAUGUUAUUGGUCUUAUCAUAUCAAGUUUUUCGGCCGUAGAAUACGGGCCAUUAUUUUAUCGAAUUUUGGAGUCGAGUAAGGUACAGGCUCUAAGGGAAAAGCAAGCCUAUUGGGACGCUGUAUCAAGAAGAUACGAGAGGACAAAGCUACAGGCAUAGUUAUUGCCCCUCUAUGGCCAACCCAAGUUUGGUUUGUCCAUCUAAUGGAACUACUUAUUCAUCCACCUCUACUGAUUCCGAAAAUGAAAGACUUGCUGACAUUGACACACAAACAGAAUCAGAGCCAUCCUCUUCGACGAAAGUUGGUAUUGAUCGCUUGCCAUGUCUCCGGAAAUCAUAUAAAGAACAAGGUCUUUCUGAACAGUCUACAAGAAUUCUCCUGGCUUCCUGGAAAACUGGGACUAAAAAACAAUAUUCCGUGUUCAUUAAGAGAUGGAUACAAUACUGUGGUAAAAAGAAGAUUAGUAUCAUUCAAUCAUCUAUAGCAGAUGUUACAAGUUUUCUCACAGAACUUUUUGAAACUGGGUUAAGUUAUAGCUCCCUAAACACAGCAAGGUCCGCAUUAUCAGCGAUGGGAAUCAUUAUUCAAGGACAUUCUGUUGGAACUCAUCCAGUUAUAUCAAAAUUUAUGAGGGGUGUGUUUAAUUUGAGACCCUCGAAACCGCGACAUAUGGUGACAUGGGAUGUAGGUAAAGUUUUGCUUUACUUGAAGAAGCUUUCGCCAGUGAAGGACUUGAGUUUGAAAGACUUAACUCUGAAACUUACAAUGCUAAUUGCACUGACAAAUGUGUUACGAGUACAUGCUAUUCAUCUUUUAUCUAUAAAGAAUAUGGUUAAAACUAAAUGUGAAUUUUCUUUUGAACUCAGUGGUUUACAAAAACAGAGCAGACCAUGUGCUAGUGUUAAAUGUGUGUCAAUGAAAGCUUACCCUCCAGAUAGGAGGUUGUGUGUAUAUACUGCCAUGAAAGAAUAUUUACAAAGAACAGUAGAUAUUCGUAAAAACGAGUUUUCAUUAUUUUUGAGCUUUAUUAAACCCCAUAAAAAAGUGUCCCGGGACACAGUGUCUAGAUGGAUUAAAACUGUGAUGGAACGUUCUGAUAUAGACACCAAUGUUUAUGGUUCACAUACAGUGAGGUCAGCCGUAUGUUCUAAGGCUCAUAAAAACUCUGUUCCUAUUCAGGAUAUUCUGCAUGCUGGUGGCUGGAGCAAUGCAGGAACUUUUUUCAAAUUUUAUAAGAAGGAUAUAAUAUCUACUGCAAAUUCUAGAUUUGUGGAUACAGUACUCAAAGAAUAAACUAAAAUUGCCAAUCUUAUUGUUUCUUUGUUACUAUAUGUAUGUAAUAUGCCAAAUAUAAAGAUUUCACCAGCUUUGAAGUCUCAUUUAUGACCGGAAGUGAUAUGACGAAAUAUAAUUUGAAAAAUUGACGAGACUUACCUUGGUACAGUUGAAGUCAAUUUUAAAUUAUGUGAGUCAUAGGACUCACUGUAGGGAUUAAAUGCCUCCCGCCCAUCCCUACAAUUUUGCCAGCUUGUGUAAGCUGUGCACAUACAAGUUUAUUUCAUGAUAAAAUGGAAUCCGAAUCUACUAAAAAAAAAAAAAAAAAAAAAAA
Messenger RNA from Patella vulgata (common limpet), 1682 nucleotides. RefSeq lists its product as uncharacterized. Gene Ontology annotation, biological process: DNA recombination; DNA integration. Gene Ontology annotation, molecular function: DNA binding. NCBI's taxonomy places the organism in Eukaryota, Metazoa, Mollusca, Gastropoda, Patellidae. Bases 245 to 1366 code for a protein of 373 amino acids. The record is from RefSeq and is a predicted model, not a curated record. The transcript is spliced from 2 exons.